This is a messenger RNA of Python bivittatus (Burmese python), 2223 nucleotides long. RefSeq names its product prolyl 3-hydroxylase family member 4 (inactive) (gene P3H4). Gene Ontology annotation, biological process: peptidyl-lysine hydroxylation; collagen fibril organization. Lineage: Eukaryota; Metazoa; Chordata; Lepidosauria; Squamata; Pythonidae. The record is from RefSeq and is a predicted model, not a curated record. Gene Ontology annotation, molecular function: protein binding; collagen binding. Gene Ontology annotation, cellular component: endoplasmic reticulum.
GCGGCUGGUCUGGUCUCAGGAGCAGAGUCGCCCGCCGCAGGGACGGCAUGGAGCCGAGACGUCGGGGGCUCCCGCUGGCUUUCCUGCUCUUGGUUGCGUCGGCGCCUCCAGUCGACGCGCAAUACGAAAAAUACAGCUUCCGCGGCUUUCCCGAAGCUGAGCUGAUGCCGCUACAGAGCGCCUACGCCUAUGCGUUAGAGCAGUACGAGGGCGAGAACUGGAGGGAGAGCAUCCGCUACUUGGAGGCGAGUUUGCGCCUCCACCGCCUGCUCCAAGACAGCGAGGCGCACUGCCAUAAGGAAUGCGCGGGGAGCGAAGAGCUGGGUACCGGCCCGGUUCUCCCAGAGCUCGCACAGGGCGCGCAGAAGAGCCCGUCGCCUUCGGAGCUCCUGAAAGACGCUGCGCUUGCAGAGCUGGAAGACAGCGCAGGAUGCGGCGCAAAUGCUUCAGGGGGCACGCCAGGCGGGGGGCUCCCGGACCAGGAGAUGGAGCUCUUCGGGCUCGUCCUCCAGCGCGCCUCCUGCCUGCGGAGGUGUAAGCGCAGCCUUCCCGUCUUUCAGCUCAGCUACCCGCCGACCGAGACUUUGCGGGACUUUCAGCGGCGCAUUCCCUACCAGUACCUGCACUACGCGCUGUUCAAGGCAAAUAAGGUUGAGAAAGCAGUAUCAGCUGCUCAUACAUUUCUGCAGAAGAAUCCCAAGCAUGAGAUGACCCAAAAGUACCUCAGUUAUUACAAGACUAUGGUUGAUGUGGAUGAGUACCUUGUAGACUUGGAAGCACAACCAUACGAGACGGUUUUUGUCCGAGCAGUGAAGCUUUACAAUAGUGGAGAUUUUAGGAGUAGCAUUGCUGACAUGGAGCACGCACUGUCCAAGUACUACGAGGCCUAUGAAAAUUGCCUAGCUGGCUGCGAAGGUAGCUAUGAGCUCUGUGAAUUUAAGGACUUCUAUCCAGCCAUAGCAGAUCAUUUUGUUUAUGUCCUGCAGUGUAAAGUGGGUUGUGAGGUUGACCUGACCCCAAAUGUAGGCGGCUAUUUUGUGGAGAAAUUUGUGGCCACGAUGUACCACUAUCUUCAGUUUGCAUACUACAAGUUGAACGAUAUUAAGAAUGCAGUACAGAGUGUAGCUAGCUACAUGCUCUUUGAUCCUGGAGAUGAGGUCAUGCAGCAAAACCUGGUUUAUUAUCGUUUCUAUCGUGAACGUUGGCAUCUGGAAGAGGAUGACUUCAACCCACGAACAGAGGCCUUGCGCUAUCACAACUGGACAUCCACACAGAAGAAACUCUUGGAGUUCGCCAGGCAAUAUCUCCAGCCAGAUGAUGAGGGAGAGGUGGAUGAAGGUGAGGAGGUGAAAGAACCAGCACUGCCAUCUGAUGCUGAGUUUGAAAACAUUGGUGACUAUGAAGAGGGAUUUUUGUCUGAGUGGUGGCAGGAGCCAAGAUCGAAAGGUGACAAAGCUGAUGAAGAAAGACUCGAUUGAGCUCCCAUAAUAUCAGCAGGUGAGGGAGAGGCACUGUGGAUUUCUUGUACCUACCAAAAUAGAUGUGGAACUGGAAAGAUGCAUUUUGAUAGCAUUCCAGCAUGUUUUGUGCCUUUUGAACCUCACAUAUCUCCAAAGGCUGGGAAAAUUCCACCAGCAGAACGUCUGUGCAGAAUAUUUAGAUCCACUUCCUCUCCUGCAAAUGGAUUGGUAAAACACAAACACCUCUGAGCUAAUCCAGGGAACACUCUCCCCACUCCCCAGUGGAACCUCAUUUCUAGAAAAGUACUGUGAAUGGGCUUGGAAUAAAAAAUGUCCAUACAAAGGACUGAAAAGAUGCCAGUGCUGCAUUUAUUUCUGGUUUUAUCUGUUCUGCUGUUGUGACCUCAGAUACGUUGGGAACCAAAGUUCUUACCCAUCUAUGAAAGCACACACUCGGAAUGUAGUGAUCUGCGUAACUGGAUUUUCUGUGUCCUAGAUUUUCCUGGGACUAAAUGCCCUGUUUGCCCAAAAGGAAGACAACCCCACCUCCCAAAUAAUUAACUUUUAAGUGUGUGUAUAGAAGAAAAGUCAUCAUCUCUUAUCUGCAGAGAAGAGGCAGUUGCUUUUGUCUUACCGAGUCUGUGUGGGUGAAGUUUAUGGAUGAGAGAGCCUUCUCCGUGGACUUCACAGAUAUAGGUAGUCCCCAGUUUAAGAAUGAGUUUCGUUCCCAAGGUUUGUCCUUAAGUUGAAUUUGUAUGUAACU